Molecule: messenger RNA, 1586 nt
Organism: Carassius carassius (crucian carp)
Lineage: Eukaryota; Metazoa; Chordata; Actinopteri; Cypriniformes; Cyprinidae
Product: major histocompatibility complex class I-related gene protein-like
Exons: 7
Coding region: 360-1460 (366 amino acids)
Biological process (GO): immune response
Cellular component (GO): external side of plasma membrane
Source: RefSeq, a predicted model, not a curated record
GCCAUUGUCUUCAAACAGAGGACAAUAACUGGUUUGAUGAGGGCUGUCGAACACAAUGAAUCCAACAAACAGUUCUAUACAGGUCAGAUAAACCACUUCUGAAGAAGAGAAACAGGGAAUCUAAGUACUAUCUGGUAUCUGACAGAUAAUCUUUUCUUGUUUGUUGUCUGGCUACUAGUUUCUCUCUGUAGCUGACCAAUCUAUUUUCAUGUCAACACUCACAUUACCAAUGAUUGGCAUGCUUGUAUUACUGAGCAGUACUAUAUAUGAACCAAAACCGGUAAAACAAGUAUAUCACAUCCACUUCUGUGGUUUGCAUUGUAGGAGGAACGAUCACAACAAUCAGCUGCUAAACAUGCAUGACACUUUUUGUCUCUAACACAAAUGAAUUAAACAAGAAAAUGCUUAUUCUUUUGUAUCUGUUGUCAUGUUUGAAAGCUGUCAAUACAGGCUCUCACUUACUGAUGUAUUUUGCAACAUAUAUAAUUGGACAGACACCUUUUCCAGAAUUCACUGUUGUGGGAAUGCUUGAUGAUGUACAAGUAAGGUACUAUGACUCAGUUACACAGAGAGCUGUAAGUCACUCUCACAAUGAUUCCAAACACUAUGAUGAAGAGCAAACUGAUGACAUUGUUAUAUUCCGUGAUAUGUACUACAACUUGAAAGAUCGAGCAUAUUAUCUAAAGGACAAUCUAAAUCUCUCUGAUGGUGUACAUGUACAUCAGAGGCUUGCUGGAUGUGAAUUGUUGGAAAAUGACAAACCGGGUCCAAUUUACACAUGGGAUGCAUUUAAUGGUCAAAUGAAAGAGUGGGGUAUAUUUGACGCUGAGACAAAACUAUUACAGAUUAAUUUGUCAUUAAUACGUGCAUGGAACCAGCACAAAAUAAUUUAUGUAAAUUUUCUUUAUGAAAAUAUUUAUCAUCCUAUUUGCCUGAAGAUUUUGAGGAGGAACAUGAAGAAAAGUAGCAUUCUGCAAAAAGUGAAACCCAGAGUCAGACUCCUAAAAAAGGUGCUUGAAGCAUCUCAUGAUUAUCAAAUCACAUGCCUGGUAACAGGUUUUUAUCCCCGUGACAUUAACGUGACUCUGGUCAGAGAUGGUCAGACUGCAGAUGAUGGAAAAAUCACAGGAGGUAAUCCUCUUCCCAAUGGAGAUGGAACUUACCAGAUAAGGAAGAGUUUGGUGAUGAGUGUUAAGGAACUACAUGACAGACAUAAUUACAGCUGUGCAAUAAAUCACUCGAGUCUGGACAACACACUGGACAUUAUGUUUGAUCUGGAAGAAACUGGCCUGGGAUUAUCAACUUUGUCCAUGGUUACCAGUACCUUUUUGGUGGUGUUUAUAUGGGUGUCUCUUAUAAUAACUGGUCUGAUCAUAUGGAAGAGGAAGAGACAUGCUGCUGGACCAGACUUCAGAACAUCACAGAGUGAUUACUCCCCUACUCCAACACAAGAUACAUGAACAUUGGCCUACAUAUGGUCUGAAAUUGCAAAAUACUUAACACUGGGAUGUUAAUACUUAACAUCUAUAUAUAUUUUCUUCUAUAUGAAGAAAAUAAUAUAAAGUCCUCCUCAUACCCUGGUUAAU